Fusarium pseudograminearum CS3096 is the source of this 717-nucleotide messenger RNA. RefSeq lists its product as uncharacterized. NCBI's taxonomy places the organism in Eukaryota, Fungi, Ascomycota, Sordariomycetes, Hypocreales, Nectriaceae. Gene Ontology annotation, molecular function: acyltransferase activity, transferring groups other than amino-acyl groups. The transcript has 2 exons. The record is from RefSeq and is a predicted model, not a curated record. The coding region runs from base 1 to 717 and encodes 238 amino acids.
AUGUCUUCAUCAAUAAUUACCGUCCGUCCCGCUACCCUAGCAGACAGCGACGCCAUCGCAACCAUCCAUAGCGAGGCGCUCAGCUACUACAACGACUUUUACGCCGCCUUCUUCCAGCGACAUCCCCGAGAUCUCAUACCGAUCGCCACGCGCAUCGCAUUGCAGAAUCCGGAGGUUCACUUUUCGGUCGCCGAAGAGGCGGGGGAGACGGUGGGGUUUGUUCGGUACAAGGACUUGACCAAAAAGCCGGAGCCGAACUCGAACGCGAGCGACAAGCCGCAGCCGCAGGUGUGGACAAUCAAAGACCACAUGAAGGACCUGUGGCAAUGGUUUGACACACGCAGCGAAGAGAUGGAUGCGUCCAAGGAAAAGGCUCUCAAUGGGAGGGAUCACUUUGAGGUGAUGCAUAUCAUGGUGCACCCAGACCACCAACGAAAAGGCAUCGGCGGUCUUUUGCUCAAAACCGUGACGGAAAAAGCAGAUGCCGUCAACGCGCCGACAGUCAUCACCUCGUCAAUUGAAGGCCACGGACUUUACAAAAAGCAUGGCUUCAAAAGUCUAGGAACAUGGGCAAUUGACAACGAGGCAUGGGCGCACAAGAUCGCGGAGCACAAAAAGAGCGUCGGAUAUAAAGACGGAGUAAUCAAGCUCGAGGAUAAAUGCAAAGGCAUGCGCGAGAGUGAAGAUAGCAUGAUCCGGGAGCCAAGCAACCGGUAA